AUGGCCAUGGCUAUCCCUUUCCACAAAUCAGCGAGUUCAUAUUCCUUUCCAAACACUUGGAUCGCUCUCUUGGUAACCCUCCUUUCUUUCUUUCUUCUUCCCUCUUCUGACUCAGUUUAUUUCCAACUAUCUCGUUUCGAUCCUGGUGCAACAAGCAUACUCUAUGAUGGAGAUGCGGUAGCUAAUGUUGGGGCCAUUGAAUUCAACAACGUUAAUUAUCUAUCUCGACUUAUUGACCGUGAGCUCGGUCCCCAGACAACCAGGUUGGCCGGAACAUUUGGUUACUUAGCACCAGAGUACAUAAGAACAGGAAAAGCCAGUAAAGGGUCAGAUGUAUACAGCUUCGGGAUGGUUGCCUUAGAAAUUGCUACUGGAAGAAAGUCAGUUGAUCUGAUAGAUGGGAAAUAUCAAAUUGGGUUGGUAGAGUGGGUUUGGGAUCUAUACGGAGGAGGGCAGCUUGUUUCAGCUUUAGAUGAGGGGCUAAGAAUGGAUUUUGACGCUAAACAAGUAGAGUGUUUGAUGAUUGUGGGGCUAUGGUGUGCUCACCCGGAUCACAGUUUGAGGCCAUCAAUAAGGCAAGCAAUACAAGUGCUCAAUUUUGAUGCAGCAGUGCCAAAUCUUCCAUCAAAGAUGCCUGUUCCUAUGUAUCAUGUACCAGCUGGUACCCAAUCAACUGGUUCUGGAGAGCCUAUGCUGACUAACACAAGCAUUGAUGUUGGUCGUUAA
Messenger RNA from Ilex paraguariensis (yerba mate), 726 nucleotides. The record is from the annotation of a GenBank genome assembly. Lineage: Eukaryota; Viridiplantae; Streptophyta; Magnoliopsida; Aquifoliales; Aquifoliaceae.